Molecule: messenger RNA, 5453 nt
Organism: Brassica rapa (field mustard)
Lineage: Eukaryota; Viridiplantae; Streptophyta; Magnoliopsida; Brassicales; Brassicaceae
Molecular function (GO): zinc ion binding
Source: RefSeq, a predicted model, not a curated record
AUGAAUGUGGUAUUUGUGGCAAUUUCCCAUGUUAUAACUCAAUUUUUGUUAUCAUAUUAUUAAAACAGAAACAAUAUUUAUCUACUUCCAAGUAAUCUAUAUUGGACCAUUACAUUUAUUUAAUUUAUAUUUAUUUUCCUACAACUAACUUAGUUUUUAUUAAAUAUAUAUUAUACCUAACCAGUUAUUUAAAUAUUUUCAAAAUAAGAUAUUUAAAAAGAUAUUAUUAAGUAUAUUUUCCUAAGAUAAGAUUUAAUAAUAUUUUUUAAUAUCCUUUAUUUAAAAUUUAAAUAUACAUUUCUUUUGAAUAUUUACUUUUAAAUAAUAAAACUCGUAAUUAAUAUUAACUAUAAUUUAAAAUGAAUACUAAUUCAUUUUUCAUCUAUAUGAUAAGAAAUACAAUUUCUAUAAUAUUUAUAUAUACAUUAUUUAUGUUCAUAAUUAAAUUACUACACCAAAUUGUAAAUAUAAAGUAACUUAAUCCAUUUAUUAACUAUUUUAUAAAUUAUAAAAUAAAAUAACAGAAUGACAUAUAUUCAUGAAUUUUACAACAUACUUCAACUUAUUAAAAAACUAUUAAAGUAUGAAAUAUAAACUAAUAAAUAAUUUCAUAAGCUAAUAUACAUAUUUAAUUUAAAUUAUUAAAAAUAAAUAAAUUUAUUUAUCAAGUAUGAGACGUGUAGAAUGACAAUAAUUGAUUUGUAUAAUAAUGCUGACAGAAAAUAUAAUAAUAAAAUAAUUUUUUACCAAUAUAAAUUUUUUUAAAAAUGUACUAUAAUUUAAAGUUUAAAAUAUUAGUAAAAUUGAUACAAGGCAGGUUAUUUAAAUUAUUUAUCUUAUAUUCAUAAAAUUAUAUUCAUGUAAAUUUUAAUUUAUUAUAUAUACUUUAAGAACAUGUGUUUUUAUAAAAAAAGAUACAUAUGUAUAAGAUUUCUAAUUUUCAGUAAAUGAUUUUUUCCAUAAAAAUCCAUCUCGCGCUUUAAAGUGCGGAUCAAAAUCUAAUAAUAAAUAUUAUUAUUAGAUACAAUAAAAAUAUAUAACAAAUUAAUAAAUAUUAAAAUGUUUAAUAUGAAUAAUGAAAUUAAAUUAAAAUUUUUAAAUAAACCAAAAAACAAAUAUAAAAAAAAUUCUAAUAACAUGUGAACAAGAAAUUAAAUUAAUUAAAUAAAUAAGAAAUUAUAUUUAUUUCAAACUUAAAUCACAAAAUUGUAAUAACCGUACACGAAUCAUUGAUGCUCAAAUAUAUUUCUAUUUGAGUAUGCAUCCUCUCAAAUAUUGAUCCAUUAUGCUUACAACAAAAUGAUAAAUUAGUUUGACUAAAAAUUUGUAUGACUAACUGUUAUAAAAUUAGAGCAUCACAUUCAUAAUAUAUCCACCAUUCAUCUUAACAUUCAUAAAUUAGAAUACUUUAAAUAUAUAAAUUUACGUCAAAUUGUAUUACAUAAUGGGUCACCCAGUUCAACCGGUAGCUGGGUCCAAGGUUUUAGCGCUUUUUGCGGGUUUUAAGAAUUUUUAAAUAACAAGUUCUAAAAGAAAAAAACAAACUGGAUUACAUAUAGAAUCAUCGUUUUUUUGGUUUAACCGCGGAUCCGGAUCGGGUUUCAUAACAUUGAAUAUAACGCUUCAUGUGUAACAUUUAAAUGUAGACACAUAAUCAAAAAUGCAAAUUUAUAUCAUAUAAACUUGGUUUGUUUCAAAAAUAGUCCCGCUCUUUGAAAUCGCGAAUCGAAAUCUAGUUAAACCAUCAAGACUCAAACAAUAACUUUUUUGAUAGUCCAAAAACCGUUAGAUAAAAAAAUUUAUCUAUAUUAAUAAAAUAGAUGUAUAAGAGAUCUAGAAUAUUACUGGUGACUAAUAUUGAAUAUAUAGCUGAAAUACAUUGGAAAAUAGUAGAUAACGACAUUCAGUUUUCUUUUUGAAGCAGUAAUAACAACAUUUAAAUAUUAGUUACAACAACCGGUACAAACUUGACAUUCACAACGACGCAUGUUUUUGGUUUAGGAGUGCAACUACAAUUCUUAGGCAUCUGACUUGCACCUCGUGCAGCCUAAAGUCAAUGAAACAAGUGGUAUGUGGACAGGUUCUUGCGUUGAUCCACUGAACAGUUGCUUAGAAGAUCAGUAAACAGGACAAGAAGAUAGAGAAUGUACUAGGCGACUUACAAAAAAAGUUUGAACUGGGAUCCUUGGAUAUGUUUGGUCCACAAGUCUAUAAAUAUGGAUCAUUUUUGCCCACUUACAAGCGUUCCCCUGCGGUGCCACCAUGUCAAAGGAGUUCCAUGGAGAAUAAUAACGCCCAGAGAUUUCCAAACAACUUACCAGUGAAGAACGUUGUUCAGAAGAUUCAGUCACUACCUGCUACUUCUUGUAAACCAGCAAGUAUUCAGGAUUCCAAGACCAAUCAGUCUUCAGGUUCCCUUUUGCCUCAAGCUCCUGAAAAGGUUACCAUAAAGAAAGAAGAUGCAAGAGUACCAGGCAGUGAUUCGUCUGAUCAUAAGCCGAUUAGACUUCGGAUCAAAAUGGGUUCUAAAAUCUUGUCUCAAAAGGUCACGAUGGUUUGCAAGGAUCUUGGUCUUGAUGAUUCCCCAACCCGAAACAGCCAUGAUGGUAUAAGCAGAAUGCUCCCACAUACAUCUCUGGAGAAGACAUGUGAAUCUCCCUCCCGUAUUCUUCAGGAUUUGACUGCCAUCCCUGUCCCAGAGGAUCUACUGAUGUCCCCUCUUCCUGAAAGUCUGCUUAAUUUGAAGGAUAAGGAGAAGCGAUAUACAUUAUUAGGCAAUGAACCAGUAGCUAAGCCAGGGAAGGUUCCUUUUGUUCAGACACAGAACAAGUUUUCUGAUGUUUUAGGCUGUGGGGAAACUCCAAGUGGAAGGAGGAAAAGGAAAGCGGUUGACUGCUUUAAUGCUACCACAUUGAAUGCGACUUCAUCAAUUGGUGAGGUGAAGAAGCAAAAAGUUUGUUCCACUGGUGCCUUAGCCAGGGAAAGCACAACUUGUGGGAUAAAUUCUACUAGUGAUGGGUUUACAAGAAAAAGCAACUUGCAGAAAGUUAUUAAAAAGGAUGUAGAAAGUGAUCCUAGAGUCGCCAUUGCUAAGUCAAACAGAAUGAAGGUUGUUGGGAAACAUGCUGAGAAGGAGAAAGAGAUAUAUCCAAUAAAGUUGAAACAGAACAGUAGCAAAAGUAGCUAUGGUGAUAAAGUUUUAUCAAAGAUGCCUUCCAAGGAUACUGCAAAUAAAGCUGAUUUUGCGCUUCCACCUGCCUCCACUAGUCUGGACCUUGAUAGUUGGGCCGAAUGUGAUACCUGUAAAAAAUGGCGGCUACUGCCCUUCAGCGAAAACCCUGAUAAGCUGCCUGAUAAGUGGGUGUGUAGCAUGCAAACCUGGCUGCCUGGGAUGAAUCAUUGUCGCAUCAGCCAGGAAGAGACAACAAACGCUAUUAUAUCUAUUCAUGGUACUAAGGUUCACGGUCCUGAGACUAGUAAUGCUGAUAAAAGCUACCACCAAUCUUUAACUUCUGGUUCUUUGCCUAAUCUAAUUGAGAGAAAGCCACAAGGAGUUUCAAGCAAAAGCAUGGUUGAUGCUGCAAAGCCUACGAAAAGUACCUCACACGUGCUUAAAAUAAAAAACAUAAAGCUGCCGCUCAAAACUUGUAAUGCUGCUCAGAUAUCAACAGACCAGAAAGCAAAGGGGAAAUCGGCAGGUACCGGUAUUCAGAUAAAGAUCAAGAAGGAAAAGGAUGGUGACAAUCAAGAAAGUGAAAGUUCCAAGCAAAUCAAGACUGGUGAUGGCAACAAACUCUCCCGAGAUUUAAAAGCAGAAGAGAUUCAUUGUAAACGAGAUCUGGAUUGUACUCCAGCAGAGAGGAAAACAAAGCGUCAUGACAAUGAUUUGUACCCUUCGGAUGUAGAGCGAGCCACAAAGAAAAGAUUACUCAAAGCAACAACUGGUAGUGGCUCCUUAUGCAUAAAAGCUCAUGGCAUUAUCAAUACUCCUGCGAGAAAGUUUGGUGAUUUGUCUUGCUCAAGUCUGAAAACAUUCCUAGAAAAUAGAGCUGGGGUUACGAAUGUCAAUGCCAUUACUCAUGAGACUAUGGAUAGAUCCUCCAAGUCUGCGAAUGAUAUACUUCAAGAGGCUGAAAAGCUGAAAAAGCUUGCUGGCUGUUUCAAGAGCUCUGGAUUUGACAAUGAAUACAAGGAGGUCAACUUCGACGCAGCUCUCAGGUUUCUACUUGGAGCUUCGAUUAUGGAAAUGUCCAGUACCGAGAAAGUGGAAGAUGGGAGGAUGAGCCAUGUUGAAGCGUACCAUACUGCUGCAAAACUUUCAGAAAGCUGUGCCCAUCAAUAUGAAACAAAGAAAGAAAUGUCUGCAGCUGCUUUGGCCUAUAAAUGCGUGGAAGUGGCUUGUAUGAGGGUAGUGUAUUGCAGAAGUCUAGGUCUGAGUGGAGAAUUGAACGAAUUGCAGAAAAUGGUACAGAUGACUCCUCAAGGUGAAUCACCCUCAUCAUCUGCAUCUGACAUCGAUAGCUUUUGUCACCAAGGAGUGAUUGAUAAGUCUGCUAAAACAAAAAGAGGUCUUUCCCAUGGUGUUGGAACCCUUCUCCCUAUUGCUAGAAACCAUCAAAAUUUUGUUCCGCUACUGGAAGUUACAGAGAGUAUGAAUCUGGCAAUGGAAGCAUCGGCAAAAUCCCAACAAGCUCUUGGAGCAGUCACUGUUGUCACCUCUGAAGAAACUUUGCAUGAAGACUGUGUCUCUGCAAUCAAGAAAGUUGUCGAUUUUAGUUUCCAUGAUGUUGAAGCGCUUAUUCAGAUGAUUGAGGUAGCCAGGGAUGUUCUAAGGUCGUCAAAAGUCCGUGGCCCAUAGUGUUGUUGACUCUAUUUUGUACAUAGGCUCUGGUCCUAUAAAGAAUAGAAUUAGUGUUUUAAGAAAAGAAGCCUAGAGGCUUGGAUCUAGAAUUCCUUUUGGUUUCAUGAACUUCCAUAGAGUAGUCUCAUUAAUUAGCAAAUUUUUGUAAGGCCUAUCAUUCAAGGCUGAUUACCCUUGAAUGGAUUAGGAUAGGAAGAUUUGGAGAGGGGACACUAGAUAAGGACAAGUUUGCAGUAACUCUCAGGGUCCUGUUUCUUCAGGUCUUUCUUCUUUUUGGUUUCUGGGUACUGAAAGAUUAACUAUAGAAUAUCUAUAGAAAGAGUAGUAGGUUUGCUUAGAUAUAGUCAUUUAUGAGAUUGGAUAAGAGUUGUGACAAGACACUGCUCUGUGCCAUCUGAUCCUGUUUCAGUUUGUUACAAACUUUUUAUUGGAAGGGAAACACUUUUUUUUUGGGCGGUGAUCAUGUUCAGCAUGUUCAGCUUCUCUCAGGAUGUAUUCAUCUGUUUUGUCAUCUUGCCGAGUAGAUUUUUGCUUAAUAUAGUCAUACUGCAGCUUAAUGGUAAUUUUGGUACGUGUCUGUUGCAUGUCAACA